Messenger RNA from Acanthopagrus latus (yellowfin seabream), 4302 nucleotides. RefSeq lists its product as uncharacterized. Bases 160 to 3588 code for a protein of 1142 amino acids. The transcript is spliced from 3 exons. Lineage: Eukaryota; Metazoa; Chordata; Actinopteri; Spariformes; Sparidae. The record is from RefSeq and is a predicted model, not a curated record.
UCUUCAGUCCAGCUCUUAGUCUACCACUGACACAGCUGCGAAACGUGAGAGCACGAACACAUCGAGAAGUGUUAAGAGAAAGACGUCUGAUACAGACAAUUCUUUGACAACAGCAUUUUUCAGAGUCAGAUUAUAUAGAUUAUCCAUUUUAUAUAUAAAAUGGACUCUAAGGACGACCACAGAGAAACAUCUUGGCAAGGUCUUCAUCAAGAGGUCGAAGACACAGAGUCGAGCCAGAAAAGGCCGAUACAUGUGCCUGAAAUCCCUCCCAACAGGGUAAAAGAAAUUACCUCAGAGAUAGAGAAGCGGUUAAAAAGCAGCGGUGACGAAACUGUUAGCGAUCCAAAGACAGCCACUCAGUUGAGAGCUAACACCAGGCAGAUGUCUCAAACUGACGCCGAGAUCGAGAACGAGCUUCUUAGAGCUGAGCUCCAGGUGGAGAAUGAGCUUCUUAGAGCUGAGCUCCAGGUGGCGAAGCUGAAGAACAAACUUCUCCAAGAAAAACUGGACACAAUCCAUGUGCCACACCAUGAUAUCAGCGGAUGGUAUGAAACUGAAAUCAUGACGGUGAAACAACACGCUGAAACUCUCAAGCAGGAGCUCGACGAGGAAGCCAAGGCUCACAAAAACUCAUUGCUGAAAUGCGUGGGGCUGCUUGACAGCGUUAAUGCUGAGUGGACUUGCCUCCGUCACAAGAUGACCGAAAAGGAAGAAUAUUAUAAGAGACAGCUGGAGGAGCUUGAAAAACAGCUUAAUAUUCAGAUCUCUUUCAACGUUGAGCUCUCCGCAGAGCUCGAGGUCUUGAGAGAAUCUAAAGUCCCGAAGCAGAAGCCAUGUGAGCAGGAGUCCGUCACCACUGCACCGCACCCUGAACUCUCGGACGAGACUCAAGUCUCUGAGGUGAAGCUGUGUGACCAGCAGGAGUCCGUCGCCACCGCACCGUACCCUGAACUCUCGGACGAGACUCAAGUCUCUGAGGUGAAGCUGUGUGACCAACAGGAGUCCAUCGCCACCGCACCGUACCCUGAACUCUCGGACGAGACUCAAGUCUCUGAGGUGAAGCUGUGUGACCAGCAGGAGUCCGUCGCCACCGCACCGCACCCUGAACUCUCGGACGAGACUCAAGUCUCUGAGGUGAAGCUGUGUGACCAGGAGGAGUCCGUCGCCACCGCACCGCACCCUGAACUCUCGGACGAGACUCAAGUCUCUGAGGUGAAGCUGUGUGACCAGCAGGAGUCCGUCGCCACUGCACCGUACCCUGAACUCUCGGACGAGACUCAAGUCCUUGAGGUGAAGCUGUGUGACCAGCAGGAGUCCGUCGCCACUGCACCGCACCCUGAACUCUCGGACGAGACUCAAGUCUCUGAGGUGAAGCUGUGUGACCAGCAGGAGUCCGUCACCACUGCACCAUACCCUAAACUCUCGGACGAGACUCAAGUCUCUGAGGUGAAGCUGUGGGACCAGCAGGAGUCCGUCGCCACUGCACCAUACCCUAAACUCUCGGACGAGACUCAAGUCUCUGAGGUGAAGCUGUGUGACCAGCAGGAGUCCGUCGCCACCGCACCAUACCCUAAACUCUCGGACGAGACUCAAGUCUCUGAGGUGAAGCUGUGUGACCAGCAGGAGUCCAUCGCCACCGCACCAUACCCUGAACUCUCGGACGAGACUCAAGUCCUUGAGGUGAAGCUGUGUGACCAGCAGGAGUCCGUCGCCACUGCACCGCACCCUGAACUCUCGGACGAGACUCAAGUCUCUGAGGUGAAGCUGUGUGACCAAGAGGCGUCCACCUCCAUUGCACUGGCCCUUGAAGAUUUUGAUUUGUCUCUGGACUUUGAGGACGACGACCUGUGUGAUGAGUGGGGGCUCCCCUUAAUAUCACCAGCUCUUCAACAGCUUGACGCGCCUCUAGACUUUGAUGAGGAGGAGCGGUGUGACCAGCGGCUGUACAACUUUACUGCAGCAUUCUAUAAACUGACUGACUGGUCUCCAGACUUUGAGGAGGAGCUGUGUGACCAGCAGGAGUCCAUCGCCACCGCACCGUACCCUAAACUCUCGGACGAGACUCAAGUCUCUGAGGUGAAGCUGUGUGACCAGCAGGAGUCCGUCGCCACCGCACCGUACCCUGAACUCUCGGACGAGACUCAAGUCUCUGAGGUGAAGCUGUGUGACCAGCAGGAGUCCGUCACCACCGCACCGUACCCUGAACUCUCAGACGAGACUCAAGUCUCUGAGGUGAAGCUGUGUGACCAGCAGGAGUCCAUCACCACUGCACCAUACCCUAAACUCUCAGACGAGACUCAAGUCUCUGAGGUGAAGCUGUGUGACCAGCAGGAGUCCAUCACCACCGCACCGUACCCUAAACUCUCGGACGAGACACAAGUCUCUGAGGCGAAGCUGUGGGACCAAGAGGCGUCCACCUCCACUGCACCGGCCCUUAGAAAGUUUAAUGUGACUCCAGACUUUGAGCUGUGGGACCAGCAGGCGUCCACCUCCACUGCGCCGGCCCUUAGAAAGUUUAAUGUGACUCCAGACUCUGAGGCGAAGCUGUGGGACCAAGAGGCGUCCACAUCCACUGCACCGGCCCUUAGAAAGUUUAAUGUGACUCCAGACUUUGAGCUGUGGGACCAGCAGGCGUCCACCUCCACUGCGCCGGCCCUUAGAAAGUUUAAUGUGACUCCAGACUCUGAGGCGAAGCUGUGGGACCAAGAGGCGUCCACAUCCACUGCACCGGCCCUUAGAAAGUUUAAUGUGACUCCAGACUUUGAGCUGUGGGACCAGCAGGCGUCCACAUCCACUGCGCCGGCCCUUAGAAAGUUUAAUGUGACUCCAGACUUUGAGGCGAAGCUGUGGGACCAGCAGGCGUCCACAUCCACUGCGCCGGCCCUUAGAAAGUUUAAUGUGACUCCAGACUUUGAGCUGUGGGACCAGCAGGCGUCUACAUCCACUGCACCGGCCCUUAGAAAGUUUAAUGUGACUCCAGACUUUGAGCUGUGGGACCAGCAGGCGUCUACAUCCACUGCACCGGCCCUUAGAAAGUUUAAUGUGACUCCAGACUCUGAGGCGAAGCUGUGGGACCAAGAGGCGUCCACAUCCACUGCACCGGCCCUUAGAAAGUUUAAUGUGACUCCAGACUUUGAGCUGUGGGACCAGCAGGCGUCCACAUCCACUGCGCCGGCCCUUAGAAAGUUUAAUGUGACUCCAGACUUUGAGGCGAAGCUGUGGGACCAGCAGGCGUCCACAUCCACUGCGCCGGCCCUUAGAAAGUUUAAUGUGACUCCAGACUUUGAGCUGUGGGACCAGCAGGCGUCCACCUCCACUGCACCGGCCCUUAGAAAGUUUAAUGUGACUCCAGACUCCGAGGCGAAGCUGUGGGACCAGCAGGCGUCCACCUCCACUGCACCGGCCAUUGAAGAUUUUGACUUGUCACUAGACUUUGAGGAUGACGACCUGUGUGAUGACUGGGCGCUCCCCUUAAUACCACCGGAUCUUCAACAGCUUGACUCUUGGAAGAAUCUCCCAGUCACAACAAAAAAAUCUUUCUGGAAGAGAAUAUCUGACUUUUUCCAACGGUUGAUGUCUAAGAAAUAAGAUGCAAGCUGUCACCUUUGCUCAUCGAAACAUGAGCUUGAGUUGAUCAAACUGCAGACUUCUCUACUGUGGACAGCCAGUAGAUACCACAUGUCACCUGUGGUCGGGCAUGAGGGGGGCAGUACAUCACCGUUACCUCCCACAGCAGCACACAUAUAACUUGCAGACAUUGUAGGGGGAGCUAAUCAGAAAUGUUCCCCACACUGUGUCAGUAGCUCUGAGCUGUAUGUGUGCCGUCUGUGUGGGGUCAACAUGUCCUCCCCAGGCCUCUGUGGGUUUCCUCCGGGCGCUCCGGUUCCCCCACAAUUUUCAAAACAUUUGUUUACAUUUGGAUUUGAAUUUAAAAAAAAAAAAACAGAGAGAGACAAUUGGAAUGUGAUGGCUUCAACAACUCAAGCUGUAAAAUUUGUCAUCAACCAUCAAACUGCAGACUUCUCUUCUGUGGACAGCCAGUAGAUACCACAUGUCACCUGUGGUCGGGCAUGAGGGGGGCAGUACAUCACCGUUACCUCCCACAGCAGCACACAUAUAACUUGCAGACAUUGUAGGGGGAGCUAAUCAGAAAUGUUCCCCACACUGUGUCAGUAGCUCUGAGCUGUAUGUGUGCCGUCUGUGUGGGGUCAACAUGUCCUCCCCAGGCCUCUGUGGGUUUCCUCCGGGCGCUCCGGUUCCCCCACAAUUUUCAAAACAUUUGUUUACAUUUGGAUUUGAUUU